Messenger RNA from Pistacia vera, 5608 nucleotides. RefSeq lists its product as uncharacterized. Gene Ontology annotation, biological process: regulation of transcription by RNA polymerase II. The coding region runs from base 287 to 5608 and encodes 1773 amino acids. NCBI's taxonomy places the organism in Eukaryota, Viridiplantae, Streptophyta, Magnoliopsida, Sapindales, Anacardiaceae. The transcript is spliced from 5 exons. The record is from RefSeq and is a predicted model, not a curated record. Gene Ontology annotation, cellular component: piccolo histone acetyltransferase complex.
UUACUAUCGUGAAAACAAAAGAAACCCUAGCUCUCGUCCGUCUCUUACGGUAAUUUUUAUUUUUUCAAAAUUAACAACAAAUUGAUUUUGAAAAUCGAUAAAUCUGUUAGGGUUUCAAUUUGAAACCAUCAGAUUCGUACCCUAAUACAUGUUUCGUGCCAGUGAUCUCCAUAAUUGGUUUGAGAAAUCAUCGAUUCGUGAUAUAUUGGUUCAGAUCUGAAAAAUGUACAAUGGAAUAUGAAGACCGGAGGUUUUGGUUUUUUGUUUUUAGAUUGACAAAUUGUUCAUGGAAAAUAGAAUAGGAAAUUCCAAUGGAGCGGAAAUUCCUAGGAAAUCGAGAUCAUUGGAUCUUAAGACCCUGUAUAAAUCAAGAAUUUCAAUGGAGUCUCAGAAUAAGGAGUUGAAGAGAAAAAUUAGCUCAGAGGAUUCUGAUGAGGAUAAGGGCAACAAGAGGAAAAAGAGUAGCAAAAUUGUGUCCAUCAGUAGCUUAAAAAAUGUUGGUAAUUGCAAAAACAAUUUAGAUGAGGUGUAUAAUGGUGUUCUGAGUUCAGGUUCACAUGAUUCAAAGGACUCAAAGUUGGGGUUGGGUCAUAAAAGGGAUAAUAGCGGUGGGUUUAAUGGCAUUUCCUUGAGUUUAGAUGACAGUGGUUUUCGAAUCCCGAAGCGUAAACGUGGUUUUGUUGGGCGAAGAAAGGUUGAGGUUAGUCAAGUGUUGAAGCUACCGGGACAGUCUUGUAGUAAAGUGAGUGAUGACGUGGUGGCUAAGGCAACGAGUGGUGAUUCAGCUGCAAGGAUCGAGUCUCCAAAGGAAUUGGCUACUCAGGUUGAGUCUCCAACAGAUUUGGGUGUCGGGGCUGAGUCUUUAAAGGAUUCUGGUAUCCAUGUUGUGUGUUCAAAGGUUAAACGCAAGAAGGGUUCCAAUAACUUUAAGGAAAAGAGGAACAGCGAGUUGAAUGCAGCUAGGCUUUUGAAGGAGAGUGCUGGGCAUGCCAGUAAUUCAGUGGUAAGCAAUGGUGAGUCUUCUUUGAAGAAGGUAAACAGAAAAAGUGAGUCAAGUUUAAAUCGGCAUUUGAAGGAGGAGGGUGAGUGUGCCAGUCAUUCAGUUGUGAACAAUGGUGACUCUUCGAAGAAGUCAAAUAAAAUUAGCAAUUCAAAUUUGGCUCGGUGUUUGAAGGAGGAUGAUGGGUGUGCCAGUCAGUCAGCUGUAAAUAACAGAGACUCCUCUUUGAAAAAGUCAAGGAAGAAUCAUGGCAAGGGAAAAGAUCCCACCCGGGAUCGAAGAAGUAUUGCAAAGGAAGCUGAACCUUUAAUUGAUGCUUCUGUUAAGGUAUGUGAUGAUGUGCUAGAUGAUGAAGAGAAUCUUGAGGAAAAUGCAGCUAUGAUGCUAUCGUCACGAUUCAAUCCUAGUUACACUGGUUUCUCGUCAAAUGGAAAAUCCGUUGCAUCCCCAAAUGGCUUUUCUUUUUUGUCGUCAACUGAACAAGACUUUGCUAGUCAUGAAUCUGCGUCAUUUGAUGCUGCUGGUAGAGCAUUACGACCAAGGACACGGCACAAAGAGAGGGGCCAUUCAAGAAAAAGGCGACAUUAUUAUGAAAUUUUCUCUGGAGAUUUGGAUGCAUAUUGGGUAUUGAACCGGAGAAUCAAAGUUUUUUGGCCUUUGGAUCAGUGUUGGUAUUAUGGCCUGGUGAAUGACUAUGACAAAGAAAGCAAGCUACAUCAUGUAAAAUAUGAUGAUCGGGAUGAGGAAUGGAUUAAUCUGGGAAAUGAGAGAUUUAAACUUCUGCUGCUUCCUAGCGAAGUUCCAGAUAAGGGUGCAUGUAGAAGAUCCAGGAUAAGAGAGAAGGGUUUAGAAGACAAAAAGGGAAGCUUGAAGCCUAGCAAAGAAAAGGAAAAGAGAAAUAUGACUACAGAGAAUAAUAACUGUAUGGGUAGCUACAUGGACACAGAGCCCAUCAUCUCAUGGUUGGCUCGAUCUAGUAAUCGGAUAAAAUCUUCUCCUUUACAUGCUAUGAAGAAACAGAAAAGACCUGAUCCAUCUCAUGAAGUUGUGAAGCCUGAUGUUUCUUUACAAAGUGCUUCUUUGAAAGCUAAGAAUAACAAAUUACCCAGUACGUCUAAAUUGCUAGACAGUUUUGUUGGUGGUAGAAGGGUCGAGGAGUCUUCCUCAGGUAGCCCUACUUGCUCCAAGGAUAGCAAACUUCCCAUUGUUUAUUACCGAAGGCGGCUUCGCAAGACAGAAAGCUUGUUGUGUUCAACGUCUUUAGGUAAUUAUGUUUCUAGUUGCAAACGUUCAUCAGUUACUUUGCCUGCCCCUUCCAUUGAUGGGUGUGAGGAUUUGGGAGAGCGUGAUAUUUGUAUGAAAAUGUUGGACCCAUAUGGAGCUUUUCGGUUCCCUGGUAACACAGAGCUUUUAAAUUUAACCAUACCACUGAUAGAAUCAGGACAAGUGAGGUUUAAGAUGUGCUUCCCGGUUCUUUCAGUCCUGAAAUACCCAUUUGAAGCAGAGAAUUUUUGGCUGUUCCGGGCUGUAUUUUUGUUUCACUAUGGUACACUGAUGACAAUGUGGCCAAGUGUCAAUCUGGAGAUUCUUUUUGUUGAUAACAUAGUUGGACUGAGGUUUUUCCUGUUUGAAGGUUGCUUGAAGCAGGCUGUAGCCUUUGUCUUCUUCGUCCUGAGAGUAUUCCAUCAACCUAAUGAGCAGGGGAAGUAUGCUGACCUUCAGUUACCAGAAACUUCAAUCAGGUUCAAGUUUUCUUGCAUUCAUGAUCUUAGAAAGCAGUUUGUUUUUGAUUUCUACAAUUUCUGUGAAGUGAAGAAUUCGUUGUGGAUGUAUCUGGACACUAAGCUGAAAAAAAAUUGCCGGCUUACUAGGCAAUUGUCUCUAUCGGAAUGCACUUAUGAUAAUAUUAAGGCGCUUCAAAAUGGGAGUAACGUGUUAUCCAUGAAUUCUUCUCUUUUCAGGGACAGCUCUUUAACCAAGGGUUUGCGGAGGAUGUCUAGGCAGGGUAUCUCCAGGGAAUCCACUUGUGUAAAAGUCAGCCACUUCUCUUUUCCAGACAGGAGUCAAAGAAAAUUUCCUCCAUUUGCACCUUCUUUCACUGCUGCACCUUCUUUCUUUCUCAGUUUGCAUCUUAAGCUGCUUAUGGAACAUAGAGCUGAUCAUAUCAGCUUUCAGGGCCAUGUUUCAGUGGAGCACCCAGAAUGCGCUGCUACUUUGAUGACUGGUUUUGAGUACUGCUUGGACAAACAUCCGGAUACUACUCAUGAACAUAAUGUAUCAGAAAGUACUCUUGAAAAUAAUGUGAAGGGUACCUCAAGGAAUGCUGUUUCUGAUGGGUGCUUGUCUGUUGCCAAACCUGAGUUACCGGCGGUCGGUCUCUCUGUCUGUGUUGAUGGACGUUGGAUAAGAUCCCCGCAGAAAUAUGAAAAUGGUGAUCUGAAUGGUGCUGGAACCUCUGCCAGUUCCCAGGAUCCUGAAGAAACUGGUGGUGAGGCAAUUGAUCGGUUGCAGAAAUGGCAAUUCCAUGAUCCGAAGUUAGAACGUGUUUGUUUGGCAAGACCUUCAGUUGACAGUGAUAAGACAGAUGCUGGGUCUCUUUCCCCUUUGAAUGGUAUCAGGGUUGAAAUUCCAACGUUCAACCAAUUUGAAAGGCAUGUUGAUAGGGAAUCCCAUAGCGCUCAACGCUCUACUGAUUUAAGUUGGAACAUGUAUGGCGGCAUCAUCCCGAGCCCGAAUCCGACCGCUCCUAGAAGCACAUGGAAUCGAAAUAGAAGUAGUUCAUCAUUUGCAUACCUCAAUCAAGGAUGGUCAGAUGGGAAGGAUGACAUUGCCCACAAUAAUUUUGGUAAUGGACCUCGGAAACCACGUACUCAAGUCUCAUACUCCUUGCCUUUCGGAGGGUUUGAUUAUGGUUCAAAGAAUAGAGUCCAUAACCAGAAAGGGCUUCCUCACACAAGAAUUAGGAGGGCAAACGAAAAGAGAUUAUCAGAUACUACUAGGGAUUCCCAAAAAAACUUGGAGUUAUGUUGUGAUGCAAAUGUGCUAAUUACACAUGGUGACAAAGGUUGGAGAGAAUGUGGUGCACAAAUUGUACUAGAGCUUUUUGAUCACAGUGAAUGGAAGCUAGCUGUAAAGCUUUCAGGAACCACAAGGUAUUCAUACAAGGCUCAUCAGUUCCUGCAGCCUGGAUCAACAAAUCGUUUUACACAUGCCAUGAUGUGGAAAGGAGGAAAGGAUUGGACAUUGGAGUUUCCUGAUAGGAGUCAGUGGUUUCUUUUUAAGGAGAUGCAUGAAGAGUGCUACAAUCGUAACAUUCGUGCUGCUUCAGUUAAAAAUAUUCCUAUUCCUGGGGUUCGCGUGAUAGAGGAUUGUGAUGACAAUGGAACUGAAGUAGCAUUUGUUCGCAGUUCAUCUAAGUACUUUCGGCAGGUUGAAACAGAUGUUGAGAUGGCUUUGGAUCCAUCGCGUAUCUUAUAUGACAUGGACAGCGAUGAUGAGUGGUGGAUUACGGAAAUUCGUAAUUCUUCUGAAUCUGACAUCAGUGGCUUGUGGGAAAUUUCCGAGGAGGUGUUUGAGAAAACAAUGGACAUGUUUGAGAAGGCUGCUUAUUCUCAACAGCGGGAUCAGUUCACCCCAGAUGAAAUAGAAGAGCUUAUGGCUGGAGGUGGUUCCAUGGAGGCAAUUAAAAUCAUCUAUGAGCAUUGGAGGCAGAAGAGGCAGAAGAAGGGAAUGCCUUUAAUCAGACAUCUCCAGCCUCCAUCAUGGGAAAGAUAUCAACAGCAAGUGAAAGAGUGGGAGGUAGCUAUGUCUAAAUCUAACUACGUCAUCCCCAAUGGAUGUCAGGGGAAGGCUGCUCCCAUUGAGAAGCCACUCAUGUUUGCUUUCUGUUUGAAACCGCGGGGACUAGAAGUGCCCAACAAGGGUUCAAAACACAGGUCUCACAGGAAAAUUUCAGUUUCUGGGCAAAGCAAUGUAGCCAUGGGAGAUCAUGAUGGAUUUCAUAAUUUUGGAAGGAGAUUAAGUGGGUUUGCUUUUGGGGAUGAAAAGGUUUUAUAUACAGGACUCAACUAUGAAUCUUUAGAUGAUUCUCCAUUGUCUCAGACAUCACCAAGGGUAUUUUCUCCAAGAGUAUUUUCACCACAUGAUGCAGGCAGCAUCGGUUAUUUCUCCAUGAGCGGUGAUGGGUUUGAUAGACAUCAAUACCAAAGACUUCAGAGGAGCAAGUCAAAGAAAUAUGGGGCGAUUGAAUUCUCAUAUGACACACAGAUGGUGGCUCCAUACAACCAACGGCUGAUGGGCAAGAGAAAUGGAAUUCAUAGGUGGAAUAUGGGCUAUUCUGAGUGGCCAAGCCAACGACAUUUACACCCAGAUGGGUCCCAGAGGCAUGGCCCAGGACAAUUGGAUGGUUCUGAUCUUGAUGAGUUCAGGCUGCGUGAUGCAUCUGGUGCAGCUCGGCAUGCGCAUAAUAUGGCUAAACUCAAGAGAGAAAAAGCUCAGAGAUUGCUUUAUAGAGCUGAUUUAGCAAUUAGCAAGGCUGUGAGUGCCCUCAUGAUUGCUGAAGCGAUUAAAGCUUCUUUUGAUGANUGGCUUGCUGUUAAUUGGUGCUGA